Messenger RNA from Alexandromys fortis (reed vole), 2140 nucleotides. It is a transcript of the gene Cnot8, whose product is annotated as CCR4-NOT transcription complex subunit 8. Gene Ontology annotation, molecular function: nucleic acid binding; poly(A)-specific ribonuclease activity. Gene Ontology annotation, cellular component: P-body; CCR4-NOT core complex; CCR4-NOT complex. The record is from RefSeq and is a predicted model, not a curated record. Bases 262 to 1140 code for a protein of 292 amino acids. NCBI's taxonomy places the organism in Eukaryota, Metazoa, Chordata, Mammalia, Rodentia, Cricetidae. The transcript has 7 exons.
GGGUUGGUGAACGUCGUCGGCCUUUCUGGGCGCCGGGGCUCGCGUCUCACUGGCUCGCUGGGUUCCUCGAGCGGAUCCGGGGCAGGAGGGAAGAGAACUCCGGGUCAAGGGCCGCUGCUGCCCGAACUCGGCCGCCAGCCCGAGCUCGGCGGGGCAGCCUGCCAGGUCUAGAUUGGACCCAGUGUGGACGAUCAAAUCCAGCGAGAGGAGGCGUGUUCGCUUGCCUAGUUAAUGCACAGUGGCUCCUGAGGCGCCUUCAGGAUGCCUGCAGCACUUGUGGAAAACAGCCAGGUCAUCUGUGAAGUGUGGGCCAGCAAUCUAGAGGAAGAGAUGCGGAAGAUUCGAGAGAUUGUUCUCAGCUACAGCUACAUCGCCAUGGACACAGAGUUUCCAGGUGUUGUGGUACGACCAAUUGGUGAAUUUCGAAGCUCCAUAGAUUACCAGUAUCAGCUUUUGCGGUGCAAUGUUGACCUUCUAAAAAUCAUUCAACUGGGCCUUACAUUCACAAAUGAGAAAGGGGAGUACCCUUCUGGAAUCAACACAUGGCAGUUCAACUUCAAGUUCAACCUGACAGAGGAUAUGUACUCCCAGGAUUCCAUAGACCUCCUUGCAAACUCAGGGCUGCAGUUCCAGAAGCACGAGGAGGAAGGGAUCGACACACUGCACUUCGCAGAGCUGCUCAUGACGUCAGGAGUGGUUCUCUGUGACAACGUCAAGUGGCUUUCAUUUCACAGUGGUUAUGACUUUGGCUACAUGGUAAAGUUGCUUACAGAUUCUCGAUUGCCAGAAGAAGAACAUGAGUUUUUCCACAUCCUGAAUCUUUUCUUCCCAUCUAUUUAUGAUGUGAAAUACCUGAUGAAGAGCUGCAAAAAUCUUAAGGGAGGUCUUCAGGAGGUGGCUGACCAGCUGGAUCUGCAGAGGAUUGGAAGGCAGCACCAAGCAGGCUCAGACUCUCUGCUGACAGGGAUGGCUUUCUUCAGGAUGAAAGAGCUAUUCUUUGAGGACAGUAUUGAUGAUGCCAAGUACUGUGGGCGCCUCUAUGGCCUGGGCACGGGAGUGGCUCAGAAGCAGAAUGAGGAUGUGGACUCUGCCCAGGAGAAGAUGAGCAUCCUGGCCAUGAUCAACACCAUGCAGCAGUGAUAGCACGUGCACCGUGCUGCCUGUGCCAUCCGCCCCAGCCACUCACCUGCAUCUGCUCCAAGCAGAGACUCUGGGUUUCUGUUUAAAGAUGCCUUUAUUUUAGAUCCAGAAGGGGGUUUGCUCUGAAUUUGUAAACAAGUCUUCCUUGUCCUCAUGCCCACGCCCCUCUGCUGCCUCCUGCCACCAGCAUCCAUGGCUCCAUGGACACCUUUUUAAACCUCCAGGAUGUCUGAAACAAACCAGUAAAAUGUAUAUGACUCUUAAGUGUUGUCAUUCUUUUUCUUUUGGCUUUGCUGCUCUGAUGAAGAUUCUCAGAUGAGCUGAGGCUGCCAGGGAACAUGGUGUAUGUUCUUGAGAAGUAGGGCUGCACCAGCAGGCUGUCCUGACAGCGAAUGACUGCUCUGCUGCCAUCUGCAGAGUUCAGUCUCCUUUUUGUGGUGGUAAGGUGGCACCUGAGCCUCCCAGUCACCUUUCCAGAUGAACUACCCUAGAGAGGUCAUGCUCCAAGUCUGUUUUGUUCCCAGCAGGGUGAUCUAAAUCAGCUGUGUUCUCUCAGCUUCCAUUUAUUUAUUUAUAAAUGGAAAUAGCAAGUCUGAGCUGUCAAGAGGUGGUAAAGCUGAGCUCUGGAACGCUGAGUCUCUGGAAAGUCACAGGAAUCACUUGUGAGCAGGGCAGCGAGGGAAUUCACCCCAGACCUUGUGGAACCAUUCCCACAGCUGUGCUCAGAACCCAAUGAUUUUUUAAGGUUACUUUAGGAGCACACUGUUUUUUAAAUGGCUAUAGAAAGUACAAUUUUGAGAAAGCAGAAACUUCUUUGGGAGGCAGAGAUAGACGGCAGCAGCUCAUCAAAACUGGAGUGGGCAUCCAUUUUAAAAGCUUGUGGGAAACUGAAUUUGAAAUGAUUACAAAAUGUCAAGUAUUAAAGCUGGUAUUUAAGAUGCUUGUAAAUAUUAUUUAUGUUUUUAAUUUUGUAAAAUAAAGAUUGCUUUUUAACCACUGG